AGCUUUGGAACGUUGUAUUGCCAUGUUUUCGCUCAAGCGAUAUAUGGAAAUUGGCAUUUGCCUAGCCGUAUUUGGCCUAACAAUGGCCACAAAUGCGCUGCCUUAUCGCUGGAAUAUCAAAUUGGAGGAAAUACGCCUACUGCAAUUUGCGGCCACUAUGGCUCUGCUCUUUGGCGUGCUAAAAGCUCAUAGCCAGCACAAGGAUAAAUUUCAGAUAUUCUGGAUGAUCGUAACCUCGAUCACACUCAUCGCUCUGCUGUAUGCUGGCUUGCGGGAGAUCGUCAGUCAUCGCUCACUACUUGGCAGCACUUUGGCCUGGGCUAUUGCCUUGCUCGUUGGAGGUCUGCUGAACAUCAUGUACAAUCAUUAUGUGGAAACAACUAUUGAAGCCGCUGAGAGCACCACUGAGAUACUGCAAACACAUCAGCCGCCGACGCUGAGCCCCAAGGGCCCGAUAAACUCCUUUGUUUAUGGAUGAUUGGCCUAAAUGGAACUCC
This is a messenger RNA of Drosophila arizonae, 497 nucleotides long. RefSeq lists its product as uncharacterized. The record is from RefSeq and is a predicted model, not a curated record. Lineage: Eukaryota; Metazoa; Arthropoda; Insecta; Diptera; Drosophilidae.